AUGAUACCCAACCCUACAUCUGAUCCAAACUUAAUCAAAGAACACCAAUUUUACGACUCAUCAUCCCCAUCAGCAACCACCACCGCCGCCACCAAAACGAUAAAUUCAGACUCAAUUGCAUCAGUUUUCCACAAAGUAAUAGCAUUUGAUACUGAUCAUGUAUUUUGUAUGGAUAAUUUCCUAAGGUUGAUUGUCAUUUCAUCGGUGCUUAUGCUUGUAUACAGCUUUUUCACUAGUGUGUUGAAGAGAAGAAGAAGAAGCAUUGAGAAAUUAAGAGAGAAGUCAAAACCAACCAACUUGGUAUAA
This is a messenger RNA of Lodderomyces margitis, 306 nucleotides long. RefSeq lists its product as uncharacterized. Bases 1 to 306 code for a protein of 101 amino acids. The record is from RefSeq and is a predicted model, not a curated record. Lineage: Eukaryota; Fungi; Ascomycota; Pichiomycetes; Serinales; Debaryomycetaceae. The transcript has a single exon.